UUUUUUGGCUCAGAACACCGUUGGAGGAUUAAGACCCUCUCAAAGAGUGUUAAUGCGAGUCCUGAAGGCAACACAUAGAUCCCAUCUUGGCAGAACUGGGGUGUUCAUGAGUUUUUUGGGGAUCUUUGGGGGUGUGGGUCAUUAUUUUGGGGUCCAAAGUGUCAGUUUUUAACCCAAAUCCAUAUUUUUUGGCCCAGAACACCAUUGGAGGACCUAGAACCUCUCUAACUAUCCUCAUACCAACUCCUGAAGGCAAUAAACUGACCCCAUUUUGGCACAGUUUGGGUGUUUUUGAGGUUUUGGUGGCAAGUGUUCUCACCAUCCCUAUUUUGGGGCCCAGUGCUCCAUUUUGUACUUAAAAAUCUCUUCUGGGUCCAAACCCCCCGGAUUUUCAGCAUUCGGAGCCCAAUGUUGAGGGCUCAGAUCCUCAUUUCUUGGUCCAAAACCCUCAUUUUUCCACUCAGGUUCUCAUUUCGAGGCCACGCAGCCCUAUUUCUGCCUCCAAAUUCGCCUUUUUCAGCACAGUUUUUAAUCGGAAAAGUUUAAAAAUCGUGAUUUUCCGAACCUGGAGUCUUACCAGGUUGAGAGAGAGACGGAAACACCCGAGCGCUGCCGGAGAUACCCGAGCACAGCAGCCGUUGUAGGGGCGGAGAGAGCCGAGCGUUGCAGGAAGUGCCCGAGCGGCGCCGGAAGUACCCGAGCUCAACGCCGGAACUUGCCGAAGAGUUCCGAAGCUUCGGAACUUCCUCAGGAGCUCUCCGAGACCUCCGAAGGCCUUUAGGACCCCCUCCAGAACCCUUUAGAACUCUCAUACAGCCCCCCAGAGCCCCAUAGAACCCUUCAGAUUCCCUAACCUCCCCCCUCGUCCCCCCAGGGUCUCCUAAGAAACCCCCCAGCCCCCCCCAAUUCCCUAUAGCUGACACAAGGACCCCCUCCCCCCCCAUGACCCCAUUGAGCCCCCUCGGAACCCCAUAGUUCCUUCGCAAAUCCCUUUGCUUACCCUCUGGAUCCCCACCCCCCUCCGAAGGCCUUUCCCCGUCGCUAGGCCUCACGGUUGCUAAGCAACCGGCAGAGGCGGACGCCACUUCCGGGCUCACUUCCGGUCGCGUCGCUACGGCAACCAAAGAUGGCGGUGUUGGAGGAGGAGAGUUCCUCCCUGUGGCUGGCGGCGCAUGAUGACGUCAUGUCCGGGCUGCGCACGUUCAGCACGUGUAUGGCGCUGGCGGACCUUCAUGGCGAUGGGGACCACAAGCUGGUGCUGGGGAUCCCUUUUGGUGCGGGGGGGGGCCCAGAGCUGGCCGUGCUGAGCGGUUCGGGCCCCCCCCGGCGCCACCCCCUCCCCGAAGCCCCCUCAGCUCUGGAGGUGUUUUAUGGGGGUCCCACUUUUGGGUGUGGGGGCUCAUUUUCCACCGGGGGGGGGUCAUCCUUAGGGGGUGCCCCCCCACCCCCGGCUCUGCUGGUGGUUGCUGCGGGGGGGGCACUUUAUGUCUACCGCAAUCUGAGGCCCUUCUAUAAGUGUGCGUUGCCGCCCCCCGGGCCCCCCCACGAGGUCGAGGCUGAACUGUGGGCACAGGCAGCACAGGUGGGGGGGGAAUAAAUA
Phasianus colchicus (ring-necked pheasant) is the source of this 1600-nucleotide messenger RNA. Lineage: Eukaryota; Metazoa; Chordata; Aves; Galliformes; Phasianidae. The record is from RefSeq and is a predicted model, not a curated record.